Messenger RNA from Trichechus manatus latirostris (Florida manatee), 5681 nucleotides. It is a transcript of the gene PHF20, whose product is annotated as PHD finger protein 20. The record is from RefSeq and is a predicted model, not a curated record. The transcript has 18 exons. Gene Ontology annotation, cellular component: NSL complex; MLL1 complex. The coding region runs from base 129 to 3164 and encodes 1011 amino acids. NCBI's taxonomy places the organism in Eukaryota, Metazoa, Chordata, Mammalia, Sirenia, Trichechidae. Gene Ontology annotation, biological process: regulation of transcription by RNA polymerase II.
UACGCUGGGCGCGUCCCCGGGGUCACGUGGUGCGCAGCACGCAGAGUCCUUCUGUCGGUUGGUCCUGGAGCGGCGCAGCCGGAGCGGGGCUGUGAGGAGAAUAAAGGCAGCCCCGUUGAUGACUGAAAAUGACAAAGCAUCCACCUAACAGACGAGGAAUCAGCUUUGAAGUGGGAGCCCAGUUGGAAGCCCGGGACCGAUUAAAAAACUGGUAUCCCGCUCACAUAGAAGACAUUGACUACGAGGAAGGAAAAGUACUCAUCCAUUUCAAGCGCUGGAACCAUCGUUAUGAUGAAUGGUUCUGCUGGGACAGUCCUUAUUUACGCCCUUUAGAGAAAAUCCAGCUGAGGAAGGAGGGCUUACAUGAAGAGGAAGGAUCUUCUGAAUUUCAAAUAAAUGAGCAGGUCCUUGCUUGCUGGUCUGAUUGUCGUUUUUACCCAGCAAAAGUCACUGCUGUUAACAAGGAUGGUACUUACACUGUGAAAUUUUAUGAUGGAGUAGUUCAGACUGUCAAACAUAUUCAUGUCAAAGCUUUUUCCAAAGAUCAGAAUAUUGUGGGUAAUGCUAGGCCUAAAGAAACAGAUCACAAAAGUCUUUCAUCAUCUCCUGAUAAACGAGAGAAGUUUAAAGAGCAGAGAAAAGCCACGGUCAAUGUGAAGAAAGACAAAGAGGACAAAGCCUUAAAAACAGAAAAGCGACCCAAGCAGCCUGAUAAAGAAGGAAAGCUAAUUGGCUCUGAAAAGGGAAAGGUAUCAGAGAAAAGCCUUCCCAAGAACGAGAAGGAAGAUAAGGAAAACAUUUCAGAAAAUGACAGGGAAUAUUCUGGAGAUGCUCAAGUGGAUAAGAAACCUGAAAAUGACCUUGUGAAGAGUCCACAAGAAAACUUGAGGGAGCCUAAAAGAAAACGAGGCAGACCCCCUUCCAUAGCUCCUACUGCUGUGGAUUCAAACUCUAAAACUUUGCAACCAAUAACAUUGGAAUUGAGAAGACGGAAAAUAUCAAAAGGAAGUGAAGUCCCAUUAAAACGUCCUCGGCUUGACAAAAAUUCAUCCCAAGAAAAGUCAAAAAACUACUCGGAAAACACUGACAAAGACUUAUCAAGGAGACGAUCCUCCAGGCUGUCCACUAAUGGGACCCAUGAGAUCCUAGAUCCUGACUUGGUUGUAUCAGAUUUGGUUAAUGCAGUUGAUGCGGAUCCUUUGCAAGACACAUCGUCUAGUGCCAAGGAAUCUGAAGAAGGUCAUUUGAAAUCUCCUUUGAAAGCUGGACAGGUCUCAUCUGCACUAACUUGCCACUCCCUUGGGGAUGGACUAGGGGCUACAGGUUUGGAGUUGAACUGCAAAUCAAUGGGAGAAAACGCUAUGAAAACGGAACCAGCCUCUACCCUUGCGGAGUUACAGGAUAUUUCGACUGUUACAGUAACAAAUACUUUUAAGAAAACAGGUGACUUCGUGACAUCUAAAGCACCAGCUGUUGACCUGGACCACAAGUUUAGAUGCAAGGUUGUGGACUGUUUAAAAUUUUUCCGCAAAGCCAAACUGUUGCACUAUCACAUGAAGUAUUUCCAUGGAAUGGAGAAGUCACCAGAGCCAGAGGAGAGUCCAGGAAACAGGCAUGUCCAAACGAGGGGUUCUUCAUCUUCAGACAAGGCCAGCCAGGAUAGCCUGGCCAGGAAGCGGGUCUCGGCCAGUUCCCCAACUGCAAAAGACAAGGAAAAGAAUAAAGAGAAGAAAUUCAAAGAGUUUGUGAAAGUGAAGCCAAAGAAAAAAAAGAAAAAGAAAAAGAAAGCCAAGCCUGAAUGCCCCUGCAGUGAGGAGGUCAGUGACACUUCCCAGGAACCUUCCCCACCCAAGACAUUUGCUAUUACCAGGUGUGGGACCUCACACAAGCCUGGGGUCCACAUGAGCCCGCCUCUCCAUGGCUCAGAAUCUGGAAACCACAAAGGAAAAGGAAAAGUAUCUGAGGAGGAUAAUCUGAGUGAGUCCUCUUCCGAGAGCUUUCUUUGGAGUGAUGAGGAGUAUGGCCAAGACGUUGAUGUGACCACCAACCCAGAUGAGGAACUUGAUGGGGAUGACCGUUAUGAUUUUGAGGUGGUCCGCUGCAUCUGUGAGGUCCAGGAGGAAAAUGACUUCAUGAUUCAGUGUGAAGAGUGCCAGUGCUGGCAGCAUGGGGUCUGCAUGGGAUUACUGGAAGAAAAUGUGCCCGAGAAAUACACCUGUUAUGUUUGCCAAGACCCACCAGGUCAGAGGCCUGGCUUUAAGUACUGGUAUGACAGGGAGUGGUUGAGCAGAGGACAUAUGCACGGCCUGGCAUUUCUAGAAGAGAACUACUCCCACCAGAAUGCCAAGAAGAUUGUGGCCACUCACCAGCUUCUUGGCGAUGUGCAGAGAGUGAUCGAGGUUCUGCAUGGCCUGCAACUCAAGAUGAGCAUCUUGCAAAGCAGGGAGCAUCCAGAUCUGCAGCUGUGGUGUCAGCCUUGGAAACAGCGCUCAGGGGAGGGACGAUCUCAUUCCAAACACAUCCAUGUUGCUGAAGCCAAGAGCAAGGAGGAAGCUCCAAGCUAUAGAACUUUGAACGGGGCAGUGGAGAAGGCCCUUCCCCUGCCCCGGUCUGUGGAGGAGUCCUAUAUCACCAGCGAGCACUGCUACCAGAAGCCCCGCGCCUAUUACCCUGCUGUGGAGCAGAAGCUGGUGGUGGAGACCCGGGGCUCUGCCCUUGACGAUGCCGUCAACCCCCUCCAUGAGAAUGGUGAUGAUUCCCUCUCCCCACGCCUGGGCUGGCCUCUAGACCAAGAUAGGAGCGGGAGAGAUAGUGACCCCAAACCCAGCUCCCCAAAGGUAAGGGAAUAUGUGUCCCAAAAGGUCCUACCAGAGGAAGCCCCUGCUCGGAAGCUGCUGGACAGAGGCGGAGAGGGGCUGCUGAGCUCCCAGCACCAGUGGCAGUUUAACCUACUGACCCACGUGGAGUCUCUUCAGGACGAAGUCACGCAUAGGAUGGACUCCAUUGAGAAGGAGCUGGAUGUGUUGGAGAGCUGGCUGGACUAUACUGGGGAACUGGAGCCCCCAGAGCCAUUGGCCAGGCUACCACAGCUCAAGCAUUGCAUCAAGCAGCUGCUGACGGACCUGGGCAAGGUACAGCAGAUUGCCCUCUGCUGUUCAUCAUGAAACUGGGCACCUAAAACUAAUGGGGGCACAAUCCUGGGGCUCCUACAGGAGAAGCUUCAUAUAUUUAAAUAAAUAAACCUAGCAUGCUGAAUGCACGUGACACCGACAGACUUCAGGGAUCUGGGCAGGGGUGUGAUGGACAUUGGACAGAGGCCAUUUUAGAUGCUGGAGGGCAGGGCACUCUGAUCUCAAAGCCUGCCAAGAAGGUAGCAAAUAAGACUCUUGGGAUUCCCUUUUUCUGUGCACAUCGUCAAAUGAAGAGCGAGUCUUUUUGCACAAACCUCACUUGAAAUCGUGCCACUGAUGAUAAAUGGAAUGAGAGCCAAAAAAAGUUUAGUUGGAAACAGUUGUAAAUUCAAUUUGCAGCUUAUUUAAUUGACUUUCCUGUCAGGUUGGGACACAUGCCAGCCCGUCUGGUUUCUGCCUGGCAUGGUGUUUAGUCAGCAUCAUUUUCAUUUUCCAACUUCAUGGGAAUGUUCGGACUUCAUUCUGUGGCGUUUGGGCAGGAGCAGAGGCCGUGGCUGCCCUACCAUCUCGUUAGGACUUUUCACUUUUCUCACCACCUCUCUUGCAUGACUUCACGGUACAGGGGACAAGUUUUGUAUGCUUUCACCCCAGAGUUGGGUGGGUUGUGUCUUUUGUAGCAGAGCCCAUAUAGCCUGUGGAGAAACUAGAAUCUCAUUGUAAUAAGAAUCUAGGACAGAUUCCAAACUGAAGCAGGCAGGGUCUGGAACCUAAAGGACAUAAUUUUCUACUCACUUCUUAAUAUUGACAGCUUCCCAGUUCUAUUUAAUGUCCAAAAAAUGUUUCCCAAAAUUUUGAACUCUUUCACUGUAAAGAUUUGUUAUAAAGAAGGUGGUCUGGGAAAUUACCUUAUUUUAUAUUGUUGUAAACAAACUUCAGAUUCUACAUGUGCCGCUUUUCUCCCAGGAGGGGAGAGUAUGUUCAGUGGUCAGUGUUUUCAGAAUUGUUUUGUUAAUAUACUUUAACACUUUAAAUUUCCUGUUUGUAUUUUGUGAGAUCAAGGUGAUUAUGCUGCUUAAGGUCCAGGUAUGACAUGUUUGUACCUUUUGAGACAAUAUUUGUGUUACUUUUGCAGGUCACGGUUCCACAUGUAAUUGCUGUUUAUUUUUAUUUUUCCUUACUAGUAGGCUAAGUGAAAGAAGACGUUCUAUGCUUUGAGGAGUGACCGUUACACCAUUUAGUUUUCUUGUUAUCACUGAAGGCAAAAAUCACAGUUGUCCAUUAACAUUUACAAGUUAAUUAUCGGUUUAGGAAUCUGUUAUAUGCUGCAAACAUUUACUAUGUAAACAUUAAGUAGCCAGUAUCUCAUAGCAGUGACAGUAUCUCCAGGAACCUUUGGAAUGAUUAGGCUGUAAGGCACCUGUUGUCGUGAAGGCCUCUGUACUAAGGUCUGUUUCAGGGAAUACUGUCUAGUGAAUUGUUCACCAUUUGUAUAAAAUGAAUUAUAGGGCAAGUAUAAAUCGGCCUUCUAUAGCUUAUCCAUCAGAGGGAGUACUUGCAGCUGUAACAUCUGGAAUAAACCUGACAGUUUCUCUACAGGAAGCUGUUUCCCAUUGCUAACAUUGGUGUUUCUGGUGUGAAAAGACACUCAAGAGAGUGUGUGUGGCAUCUGUUUUGGAUAAUUAAUCAGACAGCACAUUUUAAGAACUGUGACACUUGUCUGAAAAACAGGAUGAUUUUCUGUAGCCACAACUGUGAGGUAUGAUGACUGUUGUAUUAGAUUACUGAUCUUUCUUUUGUGAAAAUACAUUUAUCAUAUCUGAGGAAGCUGUAACUUUUUAGGUAGUCAAUUUCAUAUCUUUUUCAAAGAUAAAAACAGAAACUGAAUUACCCUCAUUUUGCCAAGUGGCCAUUAUGGGUUCGUUGUUUAAGUUUUAUAAAGGAAAUAACCCCAUUUCACCCAUUGUGACUUUUGUCCUUAGGGAAGCAGGGAGGACUCUCCAAGUUCUGACCUCAGUGUGCUUCCCUAAUUUAAGCCAUGUUGAGGGGCUUGAUCCCCAAUUCCUAGUUCAAGAUGAACUAACCCCAAGUUGGAGCACUGGAAACUACUAUUUGCAGACAUUACUGCUACCAUUUAGACACAUGUGCACUACCUAAGUUUUGUUUUUUUUGAGAAAAACUAUCCACCUACAAAAAUUGCCUUGAUUAAAAACAGUUCUGGUUUGACUAACCAUUUUAAGUGAUGAGUGUAUGCAAGGUGGACCCUUGAUGAGCCAACAUUGCACUGUGGAUACAUACCUAUGUUUACGCGCUAUUAGAACAGAACGCGUUGUAUAUAGAAAUGUAAUGUUGCUUUGAAGCAAUAUUUGCAAAACAUGCAAACUUCUGUAUUUGGAAAAAAUAAAACAGGUUUUUGUUGCUAUGUAUCAGUUACAUGUUAUUGACAUAAAGAUUUUCACUCUUUUUAAUAUGCAUUAAUUUUCUGUAAGCAUCACCUUAUAAAAGUCUGCUUUUACAUUCUAAACAGAUUUAUCUUUUGCAGGGAGGCAGAUG